CCGGGAUGGAUGCCGGAAAACGACGGCUGUUGUCUUAUCCAAUUGUCUUGGGACAGUGUUUUUCCUUAAAAUUCGCUUGAAAAUUUACGCUGACCUUUGUUUCGAGCCCGGUAACACCGAUAGAGUCCCGUGGUAUUUUCCGCGAAAACCGUUUUUGUUGGAUGACCUACUUUCCAAAAGAAUCGUCGAGACGGCAAGCCUGCGUUCUACGCAAAGUGGACAUACGGUGUUAUUGUUGUUUUUUUUUCAUCCGCAAACGAAAUUAUUCAUUUUCACUUUUUUUUUAUCUCUCCCCCUGGUGCGAAAAAAACAAAAUAAAUACGUAAAUCCGUCCGCCGCAACCCCAUCGCGUUCACCGUCGUAGACCGUUCCGCCGUCGGGUCGUACAUUGACAACAACAAGAAAAUUGUCGUCCGCCGUCGACGUGUACGCAGAUAAUAUAUUCUAGGUAAAAAAUUUUUAUAUUUUUCCGCGGUCGUCCCGGACGGUUGCCGUCCUGUGUCGUGUGCCGCCGCGCCAGUGUUCAUAACAAUACCUAUAUUAUACAUGUAUCUAUGCCAGGCGACGUGAAAAACAAGUGCAAGUGAAUGACGAUGGCCUACCGACCUACAUUGCUGCCGUGGUGGCCGUCCAUCGGAAAUGCCUCGGUGCGAGCAUGACGGCGCAACUGUCGGAGUACGCGACGUCGGGCCCGAUGGCCGGCGACGAGAACGGCGGUGGCAGCAGCAGCAACGAUAGCGGCGGCGGCGGUGUCGUCGUAGUCGGUGGCUGCAGUGGCGACGAAUCUGCCGCCGAGCGACGGGUGGUAAUGAUCGCGUUUAAAAUGGAAAACGAUUGCGAUGACGAGACGGCUGCCGGUCCGUCGCGGGACGACUCGAACUCUGAACCACACGCCAUGGCCGAGCUCAAACAGCAGCAGCAUUCGCCUCCGUCGUAUUCGUCGGACGGCAAUACAGCUGAUCAAAAGUGCAUGGACCUCAGUAAUUUGAACGAAGAUGAUCAAACAUUCAUUGGAGAUUCGAAGUGCAUGGACUUGAGUCAUUUGAGUGACGAUGAUCCCAAUUUCAUUGAAGGUGGAAACGGCGGAGGAGGAGGAGGUGGUGUGUCCGGUUCCAUGGACGGCCUCCAGCAGUACGUGGCCGUCGGCGGAAACGGCGGCGGUACGCCCGUGUCCGCGGCCGCAGCCGCCGUCAACCCGUCGGCCACCGGUUCCGAGCUGCCCGACACUAAAGAGGGCAUCGAGGAACUGUGUCCCGUAUGCGGCGACAAGGUGUCCGGUUACCAUUACGGUCUGCUCACAUGCGAGUCAUGCAAAGGCUUUUUCAAGCGGACUGUGCAAAACAAAAAGGUGUACACGUGCGUAGCCGAGCGGUCGUGUCACAUCGACAAGACCCAAAGGAAACGGUGUCCGUUCUGCCGGUUCCAGAAAUGUCUCGAAGUCGGCAUGAAACUCGAAGCCGUCCGAGCGGACAGGAUGCGAGGAGGCCGAAAUAAAUUCGGGCCCAUGUACAAACGGGACAGGGCGAGAAAGUUGCAGAUGAUGCGUCAGCGACAGAUGGCCGUGCAGACGUUGCGCGGCGGCGUGGUAACGUCGGCCGGGGCCAACAACCACCACCAAUUCGCCAUGUUGGCCGGCGACGCGGUCACGCUAGGCCAGUACCCCGGAUCCACCAUCUCGUCCUCGGUGUCCAGUUUGCACAUCAAACAGGAAAUUCAGAUUCCCCAGGUGUCUUCGUUGACGUCCUCGCCCGACUCAUCUCCAAGCCCGAUCGCUGUGGCUCUGGGCCAGGCUGGACUCGGUUCCCUGACCACGGGCGCCGGUGGUACCACUUGCGUGGUCAACCAACACUCACAAAUGACGCUGCAAAUUGUGGCUUCGGCUAACGGCAACAACAAUAACAACAACACUAGCAGCAGUAACAACAACAGCACGGGCGUGACCAACAUGACCGGCGCAAACGGUGGAGUCCCACCGUCACAACACCAGCAACAUCACCAACAGGCACAACAGCAACAACAGCAACAACAGCAACAGCAACAACAGUCGGCGGGACCAGCCUCGUCCUUGUUGUCCGUAAACAAAAUGUGGUCGCCACCGUCGUCGCCGAAGAACUACCUGUUGUCCGCUCACCAGCAGCAACAGCAGCAACACCACGUGCCACAGCAGCAACAGCAGCAGCAACAACAGCAACAGCAGCAACAACAGAUGGUGGUGGAUGGCGGCGGUAGCUCGUCGACCGCCGCGACCGCCAACGGUGGCGGCAGCGGUGUCAAAGGUAUGUCGCCCAUGAUCCGGGACUUUGUGCAGGGACUGGACGACCGGGAGUGGCAGAGCUCGCUUUUCGGUCUGUUGCAAAACCAGACGUACAACCAGUGCGAAGUCGAUCUGUUCGAACUCAUGUGCAAGGUCCUCGACCAAAAUCUAUUCUCGCAAGUGGACUGGGCGCGGAACUCGGUGUUCUUCAAAGAUUUGAAGGUAGACGACCAGAUGAAACUGUUGCAGCACUCGUGGUCCGACAUGCUGGUGCUAGACCACAUCCACCAGCACAUGCACAACAACCUGGCCAACGAGAUCAUGUUGCACAACGGGCAAAAGUUUGAUCUACUCGCUCUCGGUCUGCUUGGCGUCACCACGAUGGCUGACUGUUUCGCCCAGGUCAUCGACAGGUUACAGGAGCUCAAGUUUGACGUCGGUGAUUACAUUUGCCUAAAGUUCCUGCUACUGUUGAACCCUGACGUCAAAGGGAUCGGCAACAGUAAACACGUUCACGAAGGUCACGAACAAGUAUUGAAGGCUUUGUUGGACUAUUGCAUCACAGCCAACUCUCAAGUACAGGACAAAUUUACCAAAUUGUUGUCCGUGCUGCCCGAAAUCCAUCACAUAGCCACCAGAGGCGAGGAGAGUCUGUACUUGAAGCACUGUAGCGGCGGCGCUCCCACGCAGACGUUGCUCAUGGAGAUGCUGCACGCCAAGCGAAAAUAACACAAAUCACACAAUACACACAUACACACCACUCACCACCAAAAUAUUAUAUAUUUUAUAACAAUAAUAGCGUAUACUGUUGUUGUUAUUAUUAU
Myzus persicae (green peach aphid) is the source of this 3078-nucleotide messenger RNA. It is a transcript of the gene ftz-f1, whose product is annotated as nuclear hormone receptor FTZ-F1. Gene Ontology annotation, molecular function: RNA polymerase II cis-regulatory region sequence-specific DNA binding; zinc ion binding; nuclear receptor activity. Gene Ontology annotation, cellular component: RNA polymerase II transcription regulator complex. The transcript has 9 exons. NCBI's taxonomy places the organism in Eukaryota, Metazoa, Arthropoda, Insecta, Hemiptera, Aphididae. The record is from RefSeq and is a predicted model, not a curated record. Gene Ontology annotation, biological process: regulation of transcription by RNA polymerase II; tissue development; hormone-mediated signaling pathway. The coding region runs from base 656 to 2983 and encodes 775 amino acids.